Psilocybe cubensis is the source of this 1104-nucleotide messenger RNA. RefSeq lists its product as uncharacterized. Gene Ontology annotation, biological process: lipid biosynthetic process; fatty acid metabolic process. Lineage: Eukaryota; Fungi; Basidiomycota; Agaricomycetes; Agaricales; Agrocybaceae. Gene Ontology annotation, molecular function: iron ion binding; fatty acid 2-hydroxylase activity; heme binding. The record is from RefSeq and is a predicted model, not a curated record. Bases 1 to 1104 code for a protein of 367 amino acids. The transcript has 8 exons. Gene Ontology annotation, cellular component: membrane; endoplasmic reticulum.
AUGUCCAAACGAAUUCGUAUUUAUACCGCGGAAGACGUCGCGUCUCACACAGAGUCUUCCAGCUGUUGGAUAUCACGAGGUGGCAAGGUUUACGACGUGUCGGCUUUCCUGAGCGACCAUCCAGGAGGCGACGACCUUAUUUUGCAAUAUGCGGGGAAGGAUGUCGAAGAGGUUAUGAAGGACAAGCUCGAGCAUGAGCACUCAGACUCGGCAUAUGACAUGUUGGAUGAGUAUCUUAUUGGAAGAUUGGGUUCGGGAGAGUCCAUAAUUCGUGACGACUGGGAAGCUACAGACGACUUCCACCCUGAAGACACCGAUUCUGCUCGGGAUUUCGAAAAGAAUGUGUUUUUGGAUCUUCGAAAGCCCCUGCUGCGACAGGUCUGGGAAGCAAACUGGAGUAAAUCCUAUUAUCUACAACAGGUACAUCAGCCCCGACACUUGAAGGAAUCCGCGCGUUUAUUCGGCCCAGAUUACCUCGAGAUGUUCACGAGAACAGAGUGGUGGGUUAUUCCGGUGUUUUGGGGACCCAUUACCUUCUACCUGUUCCUGCGGUCGCUGUUCCAAUUCACUGGACCGUUGCCCAACUUUUUCGACAAUCCAGCAUUGCCCAUUUCUUCUCUUUACAUGAUCCCUGUGGAAUCCAUUGCGAAGACUAUGGCGUGUUUCUUCCUUGGAAAUCUCAUUUGGACCUUCUUGGAAUAUCUGAUGCACCGAUUCAUCUUCCAUGUCGAUGAUAUGCUUCCGGAUAGGCCAAUUUUCCUCAUGCUUCAUUUCCUGAUGCACGGAAUUCACCAUUAUCUUCCAAUGGAUAGGUUGAGGCUGGUCAUGCCUCCUUUCCUCUUCAUCGUUCUUGAGACACCAUUCACUCAGCUUGCUUACUCCAUCUUUCCGGUGGCAGUUGCAAACGGCAUCAUCUCCGGUGCAUUCACAUUCUAUAUUGGAUAUGAUUGCAUGCAUUACGCAUUGCAUCACAAGAAGUUGCCGCAGUACAUCAAGGAUAUGAAGAAGUAUCAUCUUGCUCACCAUUACAAGAACUUUGAACUUGGUUAUGGUGUGACCAGUAAAAUAUGGGAUUACAUCUUUAACACAGUCCUCCCAGUAUAA